CGGAGCUUUUUGGUACAACGCAUUUCUGGGCCUCGAGAUUUCGACCAUGGACGAAACACACGAUUUCAAAUCGUUACAGGACCAGCUUCAAGCUGCCCUGAUUGCAACAACACGAACCACUGGCCAAAUCUCUGCAGAAGAUUUGGGCUUCCAUCGGUCCUUUAAUCCUGAAGUUGGCACUGCCCUUGACGAACAAAGCGAGCGCGUGCUGGCUCUGGCAAGCGCCCUACUCAAAUCUGCGGCUUCGAUAUCGGAUCUGCGGGCCCCCGUACUGGAAGAUGCUGACGACGUAGAGAACAACUGGCGCAAUGUGGUGGAUGUUGUGGAUUCUUUGUUGGAGAAGUCGGACACUUGCCUCGACGAAUAUACUGGUGUGAUCAAGCGCAAGGAUACCACGACAGUCGAAUCCCCGACUCAGAUUCCCUCGAGGUCCAAGAAGCAGGGUGGAAACACAUACAGAAACCAAAAUCUAGUGAAACCUCAGCUAGCAUUUGAUGUCAAACCUGACAACAGUGACGAGUCGCCCUGGAAGCCUCUUUUGACUUCGAAACCCCAUGCUUCAAUUGCACUCGAAGACAGCCUUCCCACUUUCGCAAAUGAUUUCGGUCAAAUACAGUAUGACUACUCCAAUUUUCUUCCGCAGCUCUGUCUACCCCCGAUUCCUUCUAUGCCUGAGGGCUUGACAAAGUCACAGAGAGCGUCAUUCAAUAGACGUAAAAGGAGAUUGAAGGAGAUGGGGAACGCUCGGUCUCUCGUGCACCGAGACAAUACUGACACAUUUUUCAGAUACCGGCAUCCUUACGAAGCUGAGAUCCUGCAAUUGCAAUACCCCGAAUCGAUGUAUCAAAAAGCAGAUCCCAUCCCUUAUUUGCCGUUUGAAAGCACUUCCGCCACUUUCGUGGACACGGAAGAAGGAGUCUUAGAAAUGCUUGAAGAGCUGAAGACGGCCACUGAGAUCGCGAUUGACCUGGAACAUCAUGAUACCAGAUCCUACAUCGGUUUGGUUUCCUUGAUGCAAAUCAGUACUCGCGAGAAAGACUGGAUUGUAGAUACUUUAAAGCCAUGGAGACAAAAUCUGCAAGUGCUGAACGAAGUGUUUGCCGAUCCGACUAUCAUCAAAGUAUUCCACGGAGCCUAUAUGGAUAUUACAUGGCUUCAACGAGACCUCGGACUUUAUGUAGUUGGCCUGUUCGAUACUCACCAUGCAAGCCGAUGUCUAGGUUACGCUGGAGGGAGUCUGGCUUUCUUACUCAAAAAGUUCAUCAACUUUGACGCUGACAAACAAUACCAAAUGGCCGACUGGAGAAUUCGACCCUUACCAGAAGAAAUGUUCUUUUACGCCAGAGCAGAUACCCAUUUCCUUCUAUAUAUUUUUGACAACAUGCGCAAUGAACUAAUUGACAGGUCAAGACCUGAGAUUCCAGAUGAGAAUCGUUUAGAAACUACACUCCAAAAAUCUAAGGAAACCUCUCUCCAGCGUUAUGAGCGUCAAGUUUACAAUACGGAGAGUGGAAAAGGUCCUGGAGGGUGGUACUCGCAACUCCUCAAGACACCAUCGCUCCUCGACAAGGAGCAAUUCGCUGUCUUCCGAGCGGUUCAUGCUUGGCGAGACAGGAUUGCUCGAGUGGAUGAUGACAGCCCCGCUUACGUUCUUGCCCAACAUGCCCUGCUGAGCAUCGCAAAGAAUCUACCUAUGGACAUGGUUGCUCUGCUCCGUCUAGCCCAUCCUGUAUCACACGGCGUCAAAUCCCGUGCCGGUGAACUGCUGGACAUCGUCAAGAAGGCUCGCGUCCAAGGCAAAGAUGGACCAAGCAUGAUGGACAUCCUAAGACCCGAAACUGCCAAUCCCGAUGGAAACGUCAGAUCCAAAGCCUCAUCCCCAGCUUCAGGUCCAACCGUAACUCCGAAAACCCUCGUCGCCGUCAUGGACGAAGGCGAUCUCCGAAGUGACAACUCCACAUUCUGGGGCGGCGCCUUCGGAAGCAGCGUCUGGGACGCACCCAGCGUCACACAACCCCAAAAUGAUAAUCUCCGCCUAGCUAUUCCCCUCCCACCACUCAAUUCCGAAAUAUUCGGAACUCCUCAAGGCUUUGCAGAGCAAGUCGAAGUCGCGAAAGAGACGCCCCUGCCACCUAGCCCGCCAGCUAGAGAGGAGAAGAAGACCGAUGAACCAUUCACUCUGAAGCGUGGCUCAAAACGGAAGAGCGAAGUCAUAUCCGACGCCGAGGAAGGAAACGGUGAAUUUGACAUAUCCCUCGAUAUCGAGGAGCAGCAAAAAGCAGCAGCAAAGCGUCAGCGCAAAGCAGAGAAGAAAGCCGCUAAGAAAGCCGCAAAGAAAGCAGCGGAGGAAGAGGCAGCUGGAGAAAUGGACGUGGAUGGUGCCGAUGAUGACGAGGAGGAGGAGGAGGAGGAGGAGGAGGAGGUCUUUGAUUAUACAAAGGCUGAAUCGGUGUUGCAUGGAAAGAGAGACGGGGCGAAGGGCGGGAGGAAGAAGAAGCCGUUUGAUCCGUAUGUAAAGAGUAUGGAUGCGCCGAAGGGGAUGAGGAGGCUGCAAACUGAGAGAGCGGGGAAGAGCCAUACUUUCAAGAGCUGAGUGUGAAGCGAAGCCAUUUAGGCCAGGAGAUUAUGCUAGGAUACACGGCUAUACAGAUAGCAACAUAGAUGUUCUUCUGAUCUUAGGAUUGGAAGGCCGUCCGAAGCUGAAAGUUCGCACAUUUGGUACGUGUGCAGACGAGAGCGGACAAGUUAGAAGUCCGAUUUUUAUAGCCUGGUAUACCCAGUUUUGAGGAGUUGAAACUCCAGGCUUCAAACGUCUUGCGUACGCCGCUGCAUACUGUGACAGCACCCUCAAUAGCUAUUCAAAAUAUAUGUCUGCGGAAAACCACUACUCUUUGUUGACAUCAUAGCUUUGACUCAAAGGCGCUAAGCGAGCAUGGGAGAAACAUGACAGGAAUUGAUAGUACUUAAACGCAACAAGAUUCUUAGUACCAGUAUCGCAGACAGAUAUCAGACAGAGCAAGAAAAA
This is a messenger RNA of Cadophora gregata, 3025 nucleotides long. It is a transcript of the gene RRP6, whose product is annotated as exosome nuclease subunit. Lineage: Eukaryota; Fungi; Ascomycota; Leotiomycetes; Helotiales; Ploettnerulaceae. The coding region runs from base 47 to 2593 and encodes 848 amino acids. Gene Ontology annotation, biological process: nuclear polyadenylation-dependent snoRNA catabolic process; exonucleolytic trimming to generate mature 3'-end of 5.8S rRNA from tricistronic rRNA transcript (SSU-rRNA, 5.8S rRNA, LSU-rRNA); histone mRNA catabolic process. The record is from RefSeq and is a predicted model, not a curated record. Gene Ontology annotation, molecular function: nucleic acid binding; nucleotide binding; 3'-5'-RNA exonuclease activity. The transcript is spliced from 3 exons. Gene Ontology annotation, cellular component: nuclear exosome (RNase complex); nucleolus.